Messenger RNA from Diaporthe amygdali, 1605 nucleotides. RefSeq lists its product as uncharacterized. NCBI's taxonomy places the organism in Eukaryota, Fungi, Ascomycota, Sordariomycetes, Diaporthales, Diaporthaceae. The transcript is spliced from 3 exons. Bases 1 to 1605 code for a protein of 534 amino acids. The record is from RefSeq and is a predicted model, not a curated record.
AUGGCCGCGCCAAACCAGCAGGACUAUACUCGGACGCCCGGCCAUCAGAGCACGCACACCACCUCGCCCCCAGGGACUAGCCCAACAUAUCCCGAGUAUCAGCAGCAGCAGCAGCAGCAGCAGCAGUGGAAUGAGCACAACUGUGGGGGCCUCGACGUCAACAAUGAUAAUGGCCUCCAGGUGAAUCCUCCUCCGGUCCCUGGGCUCGAGGUUCACCAGCCCGAAAGCCGGCUUGAGGUUAAUCAUGAGCGCAUGGGUCCGCAGUAUAUCGAGAGCCAGCCCAAUGUUCCGCCGAAUGUGAACAUGUACUCUAAGGACGGCAAGAUUCUCAGCGACGGCCAAGGCGGAUAUGCGGACGCGCCACCACCGCCGCCGCCGCCGACAAUAUGUGGUGUUCGCAAAAGGACCUUCUGGAUAAUAAUUGUCAUUGCUGCUGUCGUCGUGAUUGCCGCCGCAGUUGGUGGUGGAGUGGGAGGAUACUUCGCCCAACGCAACAAGAAUGCUGCUGCCGCUGCCGCCACCGCAGUUCCAAAGACAAGCCCGGUAUAUCAAAACUCAAGUAUAGCCGCUGUUCAAUGGAAGGACGGUUCUCAAAACAAUCAGUACAGAGUUUACUUUCAGCACAAUAACAGCAGGAUUAUAGAGGCAGCCUGGUCAGGGAACGCCUCGAACAACUGGAACGUAACUGCGAUCACCGACGACGGUGCUGAUAUCGUUCUAGGCACGUCCAUUACUACCGCUAUUAGAUACCCGCACGUUAACUCCAGCUAUGCCUUGGUGAAAAACGUCUACUACUCCGGAAAUACUGGCACCAUGUUCGAGCGGCAGUCCCCCUAUAAAGAGCAAGCUGGCGUCUGGGGCAACGACAACUUCAGUGGACUCUACACCACGUCCAAGGGCUCUUCCCUCCUAGCUUACUGGUACCAGAGCUUCGAUACUGUUUCCCAGAUUCUAGCUGUGCUGUUCCAGGAGCUGGGUGCCAAUUCGCUCACAAUCGGCAAGUACACGAGCAACAGCACGUACGACAGCCCUUGGGUAGACACGGCACAGAGUAUUGCCAUCCAGGAUGGUUCAUCCCUGGCCGUUCCCCCUAUCGGCAGCCGCCGAGACCUUCGUCUCUAUAUCGGCGACCCCAACGGGACACUGAAACAGUACCAGUAUAACCUGACGAGCGACGCCCUAACCAACCCGAUGUCAAGCACCUUCCAGUUCCCGCCGCACACGCCCAUCUGCGUGAGCACGCAGGACAACCGGCCGUACUACACGACGACGACGCUGCCCGAGUGCGCGAGCACGACGCAGGAGUACACGCACCUGAUCCUGUUCGCGUCGGUCGACGGGCACGACUUGUCGCUCGUGUCGUGGAACUGCUCGAGUGGCUUCACGGACCAGUGCAGCCGCAUCGCCGCCUUCCUCCGCCCCGGCCGCGCCUACCUCGCCCUCGCCAACACCCUCACCUCUUUCGACGACGCCGGCCAGCGCAUCUACGUCCUCUACGACGACGGCGCCGGCCCCGCCAUCGAGGAGUGGCAGGUCCCGCCCGGCGGCCAGCACGCCGACUGGAAGGUUCUCGGCUCCGUGCCCGUCAAUGUAACCGGGUCUUAA